Megalops cyprinoides (Indo-Pacific tarpon) is the source of this 1608-nucleotide messenger RNA. It is a transcript of the gene slc35e3, whose product is annotated as solute carrier family 35 member E3. The record is from RefSeq and is a predicted model, not a curated record. Gene Ontology annotation, cellular component: Golgi apparatus. NCBI's taxonomy places the organism in Eukaryota, Metazoa, Chordata, Actinopteri, Elopiformes, Megalopidae. Gene Ontology annotation, molecular function: nucleotide-sugar transmembrane transporter activity; antiporter activity. The transcript has 5 exons. The coding region runs from base 271 to 1212 and encodes 313 amino acids.
UGGGCUCAAUGAAAGAGUUUUCUACAUACAAUCGGCAGGCGCUGUAAAUAUGAAUGCAUCGUGCGGUUUUUAUGCGGGGUCAUACACAUCCAGAAUGUGACACAUUGUUUCCUCGACAUAACCGUGGUCAGAAGCUCGUAGAUCGAGGACCAGCGCGUUGUCAGAUACGAGGCGGCCGGAGACAUCUUUUCCUGCGAAUUUGGGGAACUGAGGAGCUGAGAACUUAACUACGGACGACUGUGACUAACGUUAGAGGGAAUUUAGCUCAGCAUGGCUGCUCGACUCGCUCGCCUUUUUGGGAACAGUCGCAUCGUUGCAGGACUGUUGGUGAACUUACUUUCGUCCAUAUGCAUCGUGUUCAUCAACAAAUGGAUUUACGUGCAUUAUGGUUUCCCAAACAUGACAUUGACGUUGAUUCAUUUCGUGGUGACAUGGCUAGGACUUUAUGUAUGCCAAAAGAUGGACAUAUUUUCGCCAAAGAGCCUACGGCCAACCAAAAUUGUCCUCCUGGCUCUAAGCUUCUGUGGCUUCGUCGUUUUUACAAACCUUUCCCUUCAGAACAACACCAUAGGUACUUACCAGCUUGCUAAAGCAAUGACAACGCCAGUUAUUAUUGUCAUUCAAACAGUGUACUACAGGAAGACGUUCUCCACCAAGAUCAAGUUGACGCUGAUCCCCAUCACUCUAGGAGUUAUACUCAAUUCCUAUUAUGAUGUGAGGUUUAACCUGCUGGGAAUCGUCUUUGCAACGCUGGGUGUUUUUGUUACCUCCUUGUACCAAGUGUGGGUGGGAGCCAAGCAGCAUGAGCUGCAGGUGAACUCCAUGCAGCUGCUCUACUACCAGGCCCCCAUGUCCUCUGGCUUCCUGCUCGUCUUGGUGCCCUUUUUCGAACCCCUGACCGGAGAGGGGGGCAUCUUCGGACCCUGGUCCUUCCCUGCGCUGGUCAUGGUGCUCAUGUCAGGGGUCAUCGCUUUCCUGGUAAACCUGUCAAUCUACUGGAUCAUCGGGAACACCUCUCCUGUCACCUAUAACAUGUUUGGGCACUUUAAGUUCUGCAUCACCCUGCUGGGGGGCUAUGUGCUGUUCCAGGACCCCCUGUCUCUGCACCAGGGCCUGGGGAUCCUCUGCACCCUGAUGGGCAUCCUGGCCUACACCCACUUCAAACUGGCCGAGCAGGAGGAGGGCAAGAGCCGGCUGGCCCAGCGCCCCUGAAGGCCGGUUGCCCAACACACAGAGGCAGACUGGCAUCAACCCCAUCAGGAAACCAGGAAGAUAGAGAGGCACCCAGCUGGCCAGGCUCACAGAGCGGGGAUGAGUAGAUGAUGAUUGGAUCAACUGCGCUUUGUGUGCAGAAAACUGUACAGGAUUUUAAGGGGAACGUGUUUUUUUUGUUUGUUUGUUUUUGGAGACCAGGUUUCCUGCAACGCGGACUUUAGUAGUAUUGCUCCAUAAAAUGUGUCAUGAUAAUCAAGGAGUUUUGCAAGAGGUGUUUGUGCCUGUACAAUCACAACGAGAAGCAGCUGAAGGGUUUGCUUCCAGCACAGUCCAAAUGUAUAGCAACUUGUUUUUUCUUUUUAUUAUUUAAUGUGGCUGAUUUUUUGCCAUAUG